Molecule: messenger RNA, 2535 nt
Organism: Cuscuta campestris
Lineage: Eukaryota; Viridiplantae; Streptophyta; Magnoliopsida; Solanales; Convolvulaceae
Source: the annotation of a GenBank genome assembly
CAACCCACUCCCAUUGACAAUGGCAAGCCAUACGACUCCUACUCUUCAUUGGUUUCGUUCUCAAAGACUCCCUCCCUCCCUCAACAACUUUCCCCACUGCGUAAAAUGCAUUUUUCUGACAUUUUCUUUUCUCCACCACUCUCUUGAAUUCCCCGCUCCACUUUCUCCAUUUUCUUUUCUCUGUAGAUCCAAUAUAUAAUACCACGGGGGGCAAAGUAAAAAUAAAAACUUUAAGAAAAGAAAAGGGAAAAGCUUUUUCUUCUUUUUUUUCUCUUCUUAUCCUCAAAAAGAUUCAUUCAUCAGGUCCUGGAAGGGAAAAAAAGAGAGCUUUUUCAUUGAAUCUUGAAGGGCUUUCGCAGUACCAUGGGGAGCAAAUGGAGGAAAGCGAAGCUGGCCCUCGGAUUGAAUCUCUGCACUUAUGUCCCAAGAACUCACCUUGAAGACGACGUCGACGCCAAGGCGGCGCCGCCGCUCUCCUCCCCGCACGCCGACGGCGCCCUUCCCUCUGCUGCCCCUCCCGGCUCGCACAGCUUGAAGCUUUCUAAAAGCUUGAGUAGAUCUUCAAAGAAGAUAUGUUCAAUAUGUUUGGGUACAAUGAAGCGGGGGAACGGCCACGCUAUAUUCACUGCCGAAUGUUCACAUUCCUUCCAUUUCCAUUGCAUCGCUUCUAAUGCGAAACACGGAAACUUCCUUUGCCCAAUUUGCAGAGCAAAAUGGAAAGAAAUUCCCUUGCAACGUCCUAGCUUGGAUCUUCCUAUUCCGGGAAAGCCAAGAGUUUCGCUGCCUCCUCGUUUGAAUCAAAACAGGAAUUUCGCGCCGUUACUUCACACUUCUGAGCCAACUGUCUUUGAUGAUGAUGAAUCUUUGGGUGUUUUCCCCCUUCAACAACCUUUGCCGCAUAAUGUAGAAGGCAGAGUGAUAAAAAUCAACACAUACCCAGAAAUCCCUUCAGUUUCAAGGUUCCAUUCGUGUGAUAAAUUCACAGUCUUGGUCCAUCUCAGUGCUCCCAGUUCAAUUCUUGGUCAAAACCCACACCGUGCGCCCGUUGAUCUUGUCACGGUCCUUGACAUCAGCGGCAGCAUGGCGGGGACCAAGCUCGCUCUCCUGAAGCGGGCCAUGGGUUUUGUGAUACAGAACCUGGGCCCCGCUGACAGGCUGGCGGUCAUUGCCUUCUCCUCAACAUCAAAACGCCUUUUCCCGCUCGGAAGGAUGUCUGAAGGGGGGAGGCAACGAGCUCUCCAAGCGGUCAACUCUCUGGUCGCGAAUGGGGGGACGAAUAUCGCCGAGGGCUUGAGGAAGGGUUCCAAGGUAAUGGAAGACAGGAGGGAGAAGAACUCAGUCUCCAGUAUAAUACUCUUAUCUGAUGGCCAAGACACGUAUAGCGGGACCCAGCACUUCCCGGCUUGUAGAACGAUCCCCGUACACACUUUCGGGUUCGGCGGGGACCACGAUGCUUCGUCAAUGCAUUCGAUUGCAGAGGCAUCGGGAGGCACGUUCUCUUUCAUUGAAACAGAAAGUGUGAUCCAGGAGGCAUUUGCUCAGUGCAUUGGGGGGCUUCUGAGCGUCGUGGUGAAAGAGCUUCGUUUGGAUAUUGAUUGCGUUCACCCGGGAGUCCUCAUCAGAUCUUUGAGAACGGGUAGUUACCCAAACAGGGUCUUAUCUGAUGGAAGAAAGGGAUCUAUUGACGUCGGGGACCUAUACGCCGAUGAAGCGAGAGACUUUCUGGUUACAGUCAGUGUCCCUACCGAAGAAAACAACGAGACUUCAUUGUUGAAGGUGAGGUGCACGUACAUGAACCCAUUGACGAAAGAAACCAUAAACAGUACAAGUGAAGAAGAAGAAGAAGUUAGGAUAAAGAGACAUGAAGAAAGUGUAAGAGAAGCGGGCGUGUCGAUAGAAGUGGACAGACAGAAGAACAGACUCGAAGCGUCCGAGGCGAUGGCGGAAGCGCGGGCCGCCGCCGAGAAAGGUGACCUGGCGGGGGCCGCCUCGGUUCUCGAGAAAUGCAGAAGGGCAAUUUCGGAAACGGCGUCGGGUAAAUCUCGAGACGACCUGCUCUGUUUGGCACUCGAUGCCGAGCUCAAGGAGAUGCAAGAGCGGUUGGCGAGCCGGCACGUGUACGAGGCUUCGGGGAGGGCGUACAUUCUGUCGGGGAUGAGCUCGCACUCGUGGCAGCGGGCCACGGCCCGCGGGGAUUCCACGGACAUGUCUAGUCUGGUUCGGGCGUAUCAAACCCCGUCCAUGGUCGAAAUGGUCACCAGCUCUCGGGCCACUGGCCCGUUGCCUUGGAGGCUCGUUCGUCCGACGUGGGGCCCGAGGUCACAGCCCAAGCCCAGGUAACGUUUGGCAUGAAGGCUGAAGUUUCACAGAACAACAACACAACAUUGUAGUUUGUAAUGCUUUUGAGUAGUUUUUUUUGGCUUUUUAUUGUUUGUUUAAUGUGGUGUGGGGGGUAAAUAAAAUCCUGGAACAGAAAAAGGGGGAAAUUUUGUGGGAAAAUGUAAUGAAGGGUAAACUUAGUUGAUAUGGUAAAUG